Molecule: messenger RNA, 1224 nt
Organism: Arvicanthis niloticus (Nile rat)
Lineage: Eukaryota; Metazoa; Chordata; Mammalia; Rodentia; Muridae
Gene: Ak4
Product: adenylate kinase 4
Biological process (GO): nucleobase-containing compound metabolic process
Cellular component (GO): mitochondrion
Molecular function (GO): ATP binding; AMP kinase activity
Source: RefSeq, a predicted model, not a curated record
CGCCGCCCAGCGGGAUCCGGGCUAAGUCUGGCCGCGCUCCUUUCUGUCGAGGGGUAGCAGGCAGGCGAGUCCCCGCGUGCAGAGGGUGCUGAGGCAGGGGCUGCCAGGCAAAGUGCGCGGGCUGCCGUCCUGGCCACCGACCGCCAAAGCCAUGGCUUCCAAACUCCUGCGCGCGGUCAUCCUUGGGCCGCCCGGCUCUGGCAAGGGCACGGUUUGCGAAAGGAUCGCCCAGAACUUUGGCCUCCAGCAUCUCUCCAGCGGCCACUUGUUGCGGGAGAACCUCAAGACCAGCACGGAAGUUGGUGACGUCGCAAAACAGUACCUGGAAAAAGGUCUUUUGGUUCCAGAUCAUGUGAUCACACGCCUAAUGAUGUCAGAACUGGAGACCCGGAGCACCCAGCACUGGCUGUUAGAUGGAUUCCCGAGGACAUUAGUGCAGGCAGAAGCCCUGGACAGAAUCUGUGAUGUGGACCUAGUAAUCAGUUUGAAUAUUCCCUUUGAGACACUUAAAGAUCGUCUGAGCCGACGGUGGAUUCACCCUUCUAGCGGGAGGGUCUAUAACCUGGACUUCAACCCACCUCAAGUGCAGGGGAUUGAUGACAUCACUGGUGAGCCACUUGUCCAACAGGAAGAUGAUAAACCUGAAGCAGUUGCUGCCAAGCUAAGACGGUACAAGGAUGCGGCAAAACCAGUCAUCGAACUGUACAAGAGCCGUGGAGUGCUCCACCAGUUUUCUGGGACGGAGACUAACAGAAUCUGGCCUUAUGUUUACACACUUUUCUCCAACAAGAUCACACCCAUUCAAUCCAAAGAAGCAUACUGAGCCUGCCAUAGGAAGAGCCAAGAAGACAUGGUCGCCCACUCAAUCAUGCGCGUAGUCUUGGUGCCCUGGCCAACUUAGAAGCCAGCUGAGGUAGCUUGCAGCAUCUUUUCUAGUUUAAGUGAUGAAGCAAUGAGGAAAAUCUAGUAGGUAGAAAGAGUUCAGGAAGAAAGAAACCUUCCUCUCCCUUUGAAAAGAGGCUCUGCAGGUGCAUCACGCCCUUCCCAGGAAGGAGUAUAGACUGGAUUUCCACCAGUGUUGAGCCUGCACUCUGGAUGGGUUAACAGCCAUGUGCAAACUAUCAGAGCCUUUUUGCAUGCAGUGGUGGGCUCUCUGGUUUAUCCCACCUUCCAUAGGCUACUAAACCACCACUGUAUGCCUGAGAACUUGAAGGGCUGUGGUCC